Molecule: messenger RNA, 7516 nt
Organism: Carassius gibelio (silver crucian carp)
Lineage: Eukaryota; Metazoa; Chordata; Actinopteri; Cypriniformes; Cyprinidae
Product: fascin-2
Exons: 5
Coding region: 422-1894 (490 amino acids)
Biological process (GO): establishment or maintenance of cell polarity; cell migration; actin filament bundle assembly
Cellular component (GO): cytoplasm; actin cytoskeleton
Molecular function (GO): actin filament binding; protein-macromolecule adaptor activity
Source: RefSeq, a predicted model, not a curated record
GGGAGGGAGAUCUGCCAGAGGACAAAAGGGAGUAGUCAGAGAUGUGGUGUGUAUGGUGUCAGCAGCUUGUUGGAUUGAGGUGCUGUGCCAUGCUGAGUUUAAUCCAGACUGAUUAGGAAGCAGGAGGCUGUCAUCUGUGUGAAUGCAGAGAAGUAGCUUAAGGUAAACUGGUGUAGCCUGGGACUGCUGCCCUAAUGAUAAAGAAUCCAACACCAGGAGACUCACAGGGAAAACAGCCUUAAUCUGUGGUUGAGUCUGAGUGGACAAGGGAAAAAACCGUCAAAGUUCAGAGCAGGAAGAAACUUUGAAUGACCUUUUAAUAUCAUCUGAGGAGAGUCAAGGGCAUAUUGUCACCAUUUCAGCAUUUUUAAUCUGCAAUACAAAUCAUCUUAAACAAUCCUUUGGCAAGCACCUGGUCACAAUGUCCACAAAUGGAAUAAGUAUGGCUUUAAAGCUCCAGUUUGGACUUAUUAAUUACGAAAACCGUUACCUCACCGCAGAGGCAUUUGGGUUCAAGGUAAAUGCAUCUGGAACCAGCAUGAAGAAGAAACAGAUCUGGACCCUGGAGCAAGACCAGGAUAGCCAGGUAGUUUUCUUGCGCAGUCAUCUCGGACGUUAUCUUGCCACAGAUAAAGAUGGCAAGGUGAGCUGUGAGGAGGAAGUGCCAAACGCAUCCUGCCGGUUUUUGCUUGUGACACAGUCAAAUGGACGCUGGGCCUUGCAGUCAGAACCAUAUUUGCGCUAUUUUGGAGGCUCUGCAGAAUAUCUAUCCUGUUUUGCCCAGACCAUUGGAGGAUCUGAAAUGUGGGCCAUGCAUCUUGCCCUUCACCCACAGGCCAACCUGCUAAGUGUAUCCCGCAAGCGCUAUGCACGCUUGUCCACAACAGACGACCAGCUCUGCAUGGACAGCAACAUCCCCUGGGGUGUGGACUCCCUGAUCACUUUGGUCUACCUGGAUGAGAAGUACAGUCUGAAGGCUUGUGACAAUCGUUUUCUCAGCAAUGAUGGUAAGCUGGUAAUGGAGCACAGGCACAACACUAGUUUCACUCUGGAAAUCAAGUCUGGCAAGCUGGCUUUUAAGGACUGUGAGGGCAAGUUUCUCUCACCAAUGGGCCCCACAGGCACCCUGAAGUCUGGCCGCUGUUCAAGGCCAGGGAAAGAUGAGCUGUUUGAUCUGGAAGAGAGCCACCCACAAGUUGUUUUCCUGGCAGCCAACAAAAGAUAUGUGUCUAUUCGUCAAGGUGUUAGCAUCUUAGCUAAUCAGGAUGAUGAGACAGACAUGGAGACAUUUCAGAUGGAGAUUGAUAAAGAGACUAAGAAGUGCAUGUUCAGAACCAAUGGUGGAAAUUACUGGACACUCGUUACUCACGGAGGGAUUCUUUCCUCAGCCACAGAAGCAGAAGAAAACACCAUGUUUGACAUAGAGUGGCUGGGCCGACGAAUUGCUUUGAGAGCAAACAAUGGAAAAUAUGUCUGCACAAAGAAAAAUGGACAGCUUGCUGCUGUGAGUGAUUCUUUGGGGGAGGAUGAGCAGUUCAUGCUAAAGCUGAUUAAUCGUCCAAUCCUGGUCUUGCGUGGGGAGAACGGCUUUGUGUGUCACCACAAAACCUCCAAUACACUGGACUGCAGCCGCUCUGUUUAUGAUAUCUUCUCAUUGCUUUUCAGUGAUGGCGCAUACCAAAUAAAAAGUGGAAAUGAAAAGUUCUGGUAUGUCUCCAGCAGUGGUCUGGUGUGCACAGAUGGGGAUAAACCUGAGGAUUUUUUCUUUGAGUUUGUUGAGUAUGGACGGGUUGGCAUCAAGGGUCAAAAUGGCAAGUACUUGCGUGGAGACCAGGGAGGCACACUGAUGGGUGAUGGGCUCAGUGUGGAUGCUUCGUCCCUGUGGGAGCACUGAGUGUACAAGAGACACAGACUCAGAGUAACAAAAAGUUAUCCUCCUGACACCUGUUCAGCCAAUGACUUUACAGCAUUAUGCUCUUCAUUGACUUUCUAUAUUUAUUUAUUUUUUGUUUUGUUUUUGUGAGCAUGAGAAAUAUCUGUGGUUUUAUUUGUUUCUAAUAGUCAGAGGUCCCUACUGCUUCAUAAGAUAUUUUAGAAACUGAUACUUUGCUCUGUCAUUUUUCAAACUAAUUUCAAUUAGGUUGGUUAUUGAUGCUGUCAAAAUCCUCAGAUGAAAGCUGUAUUAUCCGAAGCAAAGUUCUUAGGGUGCUUUCACACUGGCAGUUUAGUGUGGAACGGGGCAUGGUUCGCAUGAAAAAUCGCUAAUGUGAACGCUGUCAUUGGACCCUGGUGCGCACUGGGGUACUGAACCCAAGUUCGGUUGCUCCCGAACUGUGGCACGGUUCGCUUGAAUGUGCAAGUAACACAGACUCUGGUGCACACUUGUUCAGGAAGUAAAGUAUCCCGCACAUGCGUAACAUUGUCGUUAUCAUUGUUUCCUCAACACACAAGAGAGCCGAGGUUGAUUCCACACACAAAUUAAAUUAAUUAAAAUGUAAUAAUUAAAAUGAAUUAUUAUGUUGUGCAUAUAAGCACCAAAAAAUGCCAGUGUCGCGUUGCAUUCUCCAUGCCUUUUCCGGGUGCGUUUGCGAUGACGUAAGGUAACUGCAAACGCACCUGGGUUUGAUACAAUUAUUGAGUGUGAAAGCAGACCAACACUUUGUCUGGCACCGGGAACAAAUCACGCUUGGGCUUAAACCGCAGCAAACGAGCCCAGUGUAAAUGCCCCCUUAGAUUCUUAUUAAAUGACUAGUACUUCUGAUCACUGGUUCCACUGGUUCUCAGUUCCAAUCACCACCCACCACUCUGCAUAUCUGUGUCCCUUAAUUAACACACCUGAUUGAGAUCAUCAAUGGUGAGAACCCAGGACUGUAAUUAAGAAACUCUUUAGCAUGUUUGUCAGAGGCCAUCAGCAGAAAGUGUCCCUGGACUCCUCAGACCUCCAUUAGGCGGCAGUUGGAAAUAUUGGUUUAGGGGUCCUGACCCCAUUAUCAGAUGCACAGGUGAUGAUUGAUGUUUGGUCAUGUCAGACACCGAACUAUUUGAAAUAUUUGACAUUUCUGAACACAUGACAGACUUAAAGGUUUUCAAAUAUAUAGCACAAUUUUAUUAUGGUGAAUGUUUUGAGGUGUAUAUUUCUGUGGGUUUAAUUUUGCAUCUGUCCAAGAGUUAAUAAUCUGGUGAUUAUACAUAUUUUGUCUUAAUGUAGUUCCUAAUUACUUAUUUGAACAAUAAUAUAAUGUCGGCUAGUGAUAGCAUUAAUAAGAGAUCAGCGUCUAAGCACUCUGCAGGCUAAAGAAACAGAGCAGUGGAGUGUUUUCAGAAAAAUGCUGCAUUAUAAUUAGUCCAUCUUUUUUCAAGUGAGUGCUAUGCGGUGGAAGUGUGCCUUCUGCUAAUGCACAAUCACAUACAGGUUAAACCUGGGCAAAAUGAGGGCAUUUUUGCUUAGUUUGAGCAAAUUGUAAUGUUUAUGAAAUGUGUUCGAAGUUUUGAGAAAUGUGUCUGUUUCAAGAACUGAAUGAAAUGUAUACUGGGCCAAAUGUAUACUAAAAAUGGAAAUGUUAAUAAAUCAAUUGCACUGCAAAAACCAAAUCCUUAAGAGAAAAGUACAAAAUGCUGACUAUGUCACCCCUUUCAAGUAUUGGGAAAUGAAUACUCAAUGGGAAUUGGACACGCAGACUUUUUACCGUGAAGGACAAAGAGACAUGGAUAUCAGUAUGCAAAAUGUCUAUGAACUUUUUCCACAAACAGCAAUCCACACUCCGUGCUUGAAACACCACUACCAGGGUUCUUGCACAGCUAGCCUCCCAACUCAGGGCCCUGCAAACUAAAACGAAAACAAAAAAGACAACCAUAAAUCAAUGAAUACACAAAAAAAAUUAUACUAGAACUCAACUGGAUAAGACAGAAUUCCAAAGAUGUUUAUGAUGCAGAAAAUUCAACAGUUGACAGCCGCCACUUACAAGAAAGAAAACACAAAGCAAAAGGUACACCACAAAAUAAAUUAUGAAAUGAUUGCAAAUGUAACAUUGUACAAACAUGUACAAAAAAUGAGUAGUUUAAACUUUAGAUUGGCUACUGCAAAAACAUGAACAAAUAAUUAAUAGAUCAUUUGUUAAGAUGUACAAAUAUAGUACUACACAACAAAGACAAAUAUAGAUCAUAUAUAAACAAAUAUAGAUCAUAUGAACUGAAAGUUAUUAUAAAGUGUUACCAAGAUGGUAUCACUCCUGCACCAUUUUAUUUCUCUUUCUUUCAAUUUUAUCCUCUUUAGUCGAAAGCAAAGAAUAUCGAAAGUAGCCAUUCUUUCCAUUGAGAAUACACAAAACCUUAAAUUAAAUACCAAGGACAUUGUGGAUGAAUUUGCAGAAAGAAUGGCCAGGAGAAUUAAAUUGAACUAAUUAUAACUAAAAUGAGUAAAUACUCCUAUAUCACCUAUACAUCCCUCAACCCCCUUUUUGUGUUUUUGGGCCGCUGUGCCAAGAGUGUGGUUGCAUUAAGUAAUUUAGUAAAUCUGGCACAAUUCAGUGCCAUAAUAUUUUUAGAAUAAGUAAAAAUUACGAGAUAUAGAAAGAUGUGUUAUACUGCUAUAAUAACACAUUUAAUCAAUGUGAAAAUUCCACCUACUCAUGGAAAAAAGGGGCUGUGGGAGUUAACUGACUUAUUUAUGAAAAUGAUAAAACAAUGUUGGCAAAUAUAUUGUUGGUGUUUCUGAGGUAAAUCUUAUCUUAUAAAUGUUAUGACUGUUCAAAGGCUAUUUAUUAACUAUUUUCAAGACACUGAUUGUUUGACCGAUUAGCCUACAUGAGAUGAUUUUUUUUUUCAACGAGGGGUGUUGAUUUUCAUGUGUGAAGCAUACUGGUGAAACAAGGGGACGUGGGAAGAGUGAAGCAUGUCUGAGCUGAGCCGGCAUGAUAUCACUCGAGCCUGGUGUCAAAGACGCACUGCUCUGCUAUUUUAUUGUCUUUUGAGAGAAAGAAGGCAAUCUGUGAGCCUCACACUUCUUUCUCUGGCAACGAGCAGCAAUCUGAGCUUCUUCCUUCUUCUUCUUCUUUGGCUGGAGAGACAGUACAGUAGGGAAAUAGUGGAAUUCUGGAUUUGGACAGCAAUGAAAUUACAGACUGUAAAUGUUGAACAUAGUUUAUGUCCCCAUGAGAAAACAUUAUGAUCUGAAUCAGGCUCAUGACAAUAUUUCUGUUCUGAUUCCACAAUUUUUUUUUACAAUUUUCUUUUGUUUUACAAUUUUUCUUUUUCUUUUGUCUUUUGUGUUUGUUUGCGUGUCUGUUCUUUUAAACAGAUUUCAUACAGAAAUGUGAUGUAUUCACAUAUAUGUGAAACACUGUUAAAUAUAUUGAAAUAUAUUUAGAAAAUAUAUUUAAAAAAUGCAUAGAACAUAAAGAUCAUGUUUCAUGUGUGAAAUAUGUGUACAUAUAUGUGACCAAUCACGGAAAGUAGGGACACAAGUCGGUUCUGGGGCAUUUUGAGUUAUUCACAGAUUCUGAAAGUGUAGUGUGUAACACAUGGAAAUCUGAUAGUAUUUGGAGAAGUUGUGGCCAUUUGAAGGUAGGCACUCAAAGCUCAACUCAAAAAGCAGAAAAUAGCCUUUAAAGAUUGUGUAGUUCUCACUGCUGCGAGUGACAAUGGGGCUCAUUUACAUCUCAUUUAGAUAAGCCAUACCCCCUGCAUAGCAACGACAGACACAAUGGGAAAAAUCGGACUGCAUACUAUUAAUAAUAAAGGAGAAUAUGCAUUGUAAAUGUCAGUAAUGAAUUUUUUUUGACUUUUAUAAAAAUGAUUUAGAGGCUGAAAUAUGUGAGUUUUAUAUUUUUAUAAAAAAAUCUUUAAUCUUUAAAAUGUGGCCAUCAUUUUUAAUGUUAUUAUUUUAAUGUUUAUGUAAACAAAAAGUACAUAUUGAUGCUAAUUGUAUUUGUUAUUUGCUGGUUUUCUACAUAAAACUUGGUGAAUUGAUUUCAUUGUGUAGCAUUAGGACUUUUUUAACAGGAUUCUGUGAUAACCGAUGAGCUAGCUAAUAACAAUAGGUAGAUAUGGGAAGGUCUAAACAUGGACUAAACAUGAGAUAACGUGAACGUGUUCUUAGAAUUAACACAAAACUACAAACUUUGAUGUUUUAUGGAAACUCACCCCAUAAGAAACAGAAAAGUAUUCUCGCAGAUCUCGAUGCCUCCAAUGAAAUAAGUCGUUCGGGCACACUUUCUCUUUGUCGGGGUCUUUUUUGUGGAUGUAACCAUCUCCGAAGUUUGCACUGUGCGUCUGUUUGCCUCUAAAUAUUAAGGAUUUUCCCCAUUUCAUUGUCUUUAUCCCCAUCAAAUGUUACUAUCGAUAUAGGCUCUGAUAUCUUACGUCCAACUCGUCUGACGCCAGUCCAAUACAUUCUUCCUUGUCGUCAUCUUCGCUCAGUUGUAGAUUAGGGAUAUUAUACAGUCUUAUUAUGCUGCUUUCAUCGUUGGUCAGAUCUUCUUCAGAAUCAGUGAGCGCUUGUUCAUAAGCAUCCGGCUUGUCGAAGAAGUACUUCAAAGCAUUUUCGGUGUAACGGCCAUGGUUCAGCUCGUCUGUGUUCAUCUUUGCAGCGUACAUCCUCACUGAAUUUUGAUAUCAGCUACAGCCGGCCAGAGCGCUGCAUACUAAGUAGCCACGCUUCCCUCGGAAGGCGGGGGCAAUAACAAAAGAAACAAAAGCCGGCUUAUCCAGUAUGGAAAUACACAGACAAUGACACGCCCCACUGCGUGCUAGAAUCUCAGACAAACUAGCUGAUUUCAACCUCAAAAUGUACGCUUUUAAAUAUACCAAUACUGCUAUCUCAAACAUGGAGAGGCUUCUUUGUGAUAUCAACUAACAGAUUCUGAAAAAAACGAAAAUCACCAAUUUUGAAAAAAAAAAAAAACGCUUUCUUUCUCAUUUUGCUCGAAAGUUGUGCUGCCGACUUGUGUCACUGGUUUCCGUGACGGGUCACAUAUGUGCAAUUAUAAUCAUGUUCAAUGUAAUUUUUUUGUUUUUAAUCAACGUGUUUUUGCAAUGUAGCUUACUUUUAUUUCUACUCCAUGUUCACCAUUUCUAAAGCUAUUUUCACAAUCUCUAGUUGGAGUACCCAUGAGCUUCAUUAGAGGGAACUCCAUUCCAGACUCUUGCCACCUCACCCUGGACUCCAUUUCCCAUAAUUCUUUGCCAGGACUCAUUAUAAAUUGCAAUGGCCUGUCUCUCAUCACCUAAUCAGUCUCACACUAUAAAGGUUGCACACAUCCACACACACUUGGCUGAUUAUUGUUUAGCCUGUAACCUGUUCUUGAUCUUAAAAUCUAAAUCUUCUUGAUUUAUGACCUUUGACUGCUUAUCUGAUUACUCUUUUUGUCUUGCCCUGGAUUGUACCUGUUUGCUAGUAUUUGACCUUUACCUGUUUAGGGAUUAUUCUUUGUCUUUGCCUGGGAUAUUAUUGUUUGCUGGUACUGGACCCUGCCUGUCUGACCACAUUUACAAAUAAAGCCUGCAUUUGGAUCCUCAA